This is a messenger RNA of Macaca mulatta (Rhesus monkey), 4399 nucleotides long. It is a transcript of the gene DHRS7B, whose product is annotated as dehydrogenase/reductase 7B. Gene Ontology annotation, molecular function: oxidoreductase activity. Lineage: Eukaryota; Metazoa; Chordata; Mammalia; Primates; Cercopithecidae. The record is from RefSeq and is a predicted model, not a curated record. Gene Ontology annotation, cellular component: membrane.
ACAAAAACAAAACAGAAAACAAAAAACAUGCAUAUAUGUAUUUAAUCCUUUCUGCAAUCUUAUAAGGCAGAUAUUAGAUACAUUUUGCAGAUGAGGAAACUGGCUAAAACAUUAAGUAACUUGUUCAGAGGUACUCAGUCAGUAUGAUGUUGGUAUUUGAUCCAAGAUCUGCCUGGUUCCAACAAUAGUUUGCUGUAUCAACCCUGUGAAGUGGUCAUUCACACCUCAAAUUUAUUUAUAUCUCAAUAGAAAAAUGGCAGCUAGCAAUUUGAUCUUAAGCAAAAAGCAAGUCAGACUUGAAUUUAAAGAGAAUUUAUUUUGUGGAAAAAACAAUGAAUUGCAAGAAACAAAAUGUGGUUUCUUACUGAAUCAGAAGGAAGAUGUGGUUGGAGAACUAUAGCAAUUGACCCCAGGCCAAGGGUACUGGUUAAAGUGAGGAAACGUUAAUUCUUACAACAAGAGGAAGAAUCUGCCAAAGGCGAGGGCCAUGGACUUCAUCACCUCCACAGCCAUCCUGCCCCUGCUGUUUGGCUGCCUGGGCGUCUUCGGCCUCUUCCGGCUGCUGCAGUGGGUGCGCGGGAAGGCCUACCUGCGGCAUGCUGUGGUGGUGAUCACAGGCGCCACCUCAGGGCUGGGCAAAGAAUGUGCAAAAGUCUUCUAUGCUGCUGGUGCUAAGCUGGUGCUCUGUGGCCGGAAUGGUGGGGCCCUCGAAGAGCUCAUCAGAGAACUCACCGCUUCUCAUGCCACCAAGGUGCAGACACACAAGCCUUACUUGGUGACCUUCGACCUCACAGACCCUGGGGCCGUAGUUGCAGCAGCAGCUGAGAUCCUGCAGUGCUUUGGCUAUGUGGACAUACUUGUCAACAAUGCUGGGAUCAGCUACCGUGGUACCAUCAUGGACACCACAGUGGAUGUGGACAAGAGGGUCAUGGAGACAAACUACUUUGGCCCAGUUGCUCUAACAAAAGCACUCCUGCCCUCCAUGAUCAAGAGGAGGCAAGGCCACAUUGUCGCCAUCAGCAGCAUCCAGGGCAAGAUCAGCAUUCCUUUUCGAUCAGCAUACGCAGCCUCCAAACAUGCAACCCAGGCUUUCUUUGACUGUCUGCGCGCCGAAAUGGAACAGUAUGAAAUUGAGGUGACCGUCAUCAGCCCCGGCUACAUCCACACCAACCUCUCUGUCAAUGCCAUCACCGCGGAUGGAUCUAGGUAUGGAGUUAUGGACACCACCACAGCCCAGGGCCGAAGCCCCGUGGAGGUGGCCCACGAUGUUCUUGCUGCUGUGGGGAAGAAGAAGAAAGACGUGAUCCUGGCUGACCUACUGCCUUCCUUGGCCAUUUAUCUUCGAACUCUGGCUCCCGGGCUCUUCUUCAGCCUCAUGGCCUCCAGGGCCAGAAAAGAGCGGAAAUUCAAGAACUGCUAGUACUCCGACCAGCCAGAGCCGGGGCAGAGAAGCAGCGCUCUUAGGCUUGGUUCCUCUACAAGGGACAGUUGUAUUUGUUGAGACUUUAAUGGCGAUUUGUCUCACAAAUGGGAAAGAUUGAAGAAACACGUCUCACGCAGAUCUGCUGGCAGAGGAAGAGAACCAAAAACGGCAGCAAGCUUCCUCCCAGGGUGAGGGGAGACACUUCCGGAGUAAACGUGGAGCUGGGGUUUAACCCUAAAACCAAGAAAUAAACAUCUCAAACAGUAAGAGUGGUCGUCUUCAAGGACUAGAACCUUGUGUCCUUUGAAUUCUGGCCCUGCCAGCUCCUAGAAAUUGUUUCAACCUUGGAAUCAGAAGAUGUGAUGUCACCUGACCCAGCUGCUUUUGUAUUUGACUUAAACCUCAUUGUUUGGGCAGAAAGGCCACCUCCAGUACUCAAGGGAGAAAGCUGUAGUUUCAAGAAGUCAGUAGUCACACCCAUUUCCGGGCCCUGUGAUAUCUCAUCCAACAUAAAAAGCGGGCCAGUAUGUAAUGGUUUAUUUGGCAUAUCCCAAGGGAUGGCUUUAGCACCUCAUAAGAAUUCCCGUUUCUCUCUUAACUCUCACUGCAUCCCUGUAGGAUGCCAGGCACCACUCCAAGCAGAAGGUGACGUUAGUAAAGAGAGAGCAGCCAAAAGGGAGAGGAGGAUGCUACAUGGCCCCGUGCAUCCCUCUAGAAGUAAAACCAUCAAAUUGGCCAGCUGGGCAGAUUCUACAGCAGCCCCUGGUCUGGUGGAAGUGAGCCUUGGUUAGCUGUGACGAGUUGGAUCAUAGCCAGAAAGAAUGCCUGUUUCUGCCUUUCUGAUUUAGUAAAAAUACAUGGUUGAGGCUCACUGAGUAGGUCAAGUUCACUUCUAGUGUUUAGGAAGAAACUUUUCCUGUUAUUGAAACUGAAAAUUGAAAUGUAGGUCCACUGCAGACUUCCCCAAAUUGGAUUACAAAUCUCCUAUCAUAUCAUACUGACAUCUUGCACCAUGUCCCAACUCUGGCCUUGUUGAGCCUGUAUUUUAUGACCAUUAUAUAACAUUGGCAGCAACAUGGUUUUUUUUUGUUUUGUUUUGAGACGGAGUCUCCCUCAGUCGCCCAGGCUGGAGUGUAGUGGCGCAGUCUUGGCUCACUGCAACCUCCGCUUCCCGGGUUCAAGCAAUUCUCCUGCCUCAGCCUCCCAAGUAGCUGGGACUACAGGCACAUGCCACCACACCCAGCUAAUUUUUGUAUUUUUAGUAGAGGCGGGGUUUCACCACAUUGGCCAGGCUGGUCUCGAUCUCUUGACCUCAUGAUCUGCCUGCCUCGGCCUCCCAAAGCGCUGGGAUGACAGGCGUGAGCCACCGCGCCUGGCCUGAGCUUGUAUUUUAAACAGCUGCCCUAGACAGAUGAUAAAAAUGGCCACAGCCAGCCUUUGGUUAGGGUGUCAGAGGGUUUCAGGUUUCCUGGGAGGAGGAGGACAAAUGGGUGAUUAGAUCUGGUGACUUGUCCCAGCUCCUAACGCUUCCUGGACGUUCCAGGAGCCUCUGGGUAAAAUGUGGACACAGACAUGAUGGGUCUUUCUUCAUUUUCCAGGUAAAUUGUCAACCUCCCUCCUGACAUGGAAGAGAAGGGUCUCCUUAGUGUUCACACUGGAGACAGUAGACUCAGGCAAGAGCUGGAAUUGAGACAGCAGCGGCACCUGUCUAAAACUCAGCCCGAGUCUAAGGUUGAAUGAAAGUGCCGAGCACACAGCAGGUUUCCAGGAAAUGGCAGCAAUGAAGGGCGCUGUCCCUCUAGAUGGAAACGAGAGGACGUUUCUCCUUGGACGCUGUUGGCUGCCACGCUCAGAGGCACCUGGUGUCCAGGUGCUGUCCUUUCCUCUCCAUUAUAUAACAUGGUCAGCAACUGGAGGUUGAUGUGAUAGGUUGCCCUCAAAGGAAUGCAAGUUUAGCAACCAUGUACUCCAUCAUCAGAAGACAGGAACGUCACAUAUGUUGUUGAGGUUGUUGGUUUUGGGGCCAUUGUGACCUGACUCACAGCUGGGGUGCAUGGAGCUUGGGCUGGCAUUAAAUAUUUCUUAACCUACAUACCACCUAUUAGUUGUAAGUGGUUGGAUUGCAGCCAGAACGAACACCUGCUUUCAUGUUGUUUCUUUUUUUUUUUUUUUGAGAUGGCCUCGGCCUCCCAAAGUGUUGGGAUUAUAGGCCUGAGCCACCGUGCCUGGCCUCUUUUUCUUUUUUCUUUUUUUUGAGACAGAGUCUCGCUCUGUUGCCCAGGCUGGAGUGCAGUGGCAUGAUCUCUGCUCACUGCAAGCUCCACCUCCCGGGUUCACACCAUUCUCCCGCCUCAGCCUCCUGAGUAGCUGGGACUACAGGCGCCUGCCACCAUGCCCGGCUAAUUUUUUUGUAUUUUUAGUAGAGACAGGGUCUCACCAUAUUAGCCAGGAUGGUCUCGAUCUCCUGACCUCGUGAUCCACCCGCCUCGGCCUCCCAAAGUGCUGGGAUUACAGGCGUGAGCCACCGUGCCCGGCCUCUUUUCUGAAAUGGAAUUUCGCUCUUGUCGCCCAGGCUGAAGUACAAUGGCAUGAUCUCAGCUCACUGCAACCACCACCUCCUGUGACUCACCUUCAAGUGAUUCUCCUGCCUCAGCCUCCUGAGUAGCUGGGAUUAUAGGUGUGCGCCCCCAUGCCCAGCUACCACCUUUCUAAUUUAUUAAAAAUACAUGGUUGAGGCUUACUGAGUAGGUCCAGUUCAUUUCUAAAGUUUAUUUCCUCCCAAUUAAAGUGGUUAGCAACUGGAGAUUGACGUGCUAGACCAGCCAGAUCUCAAUAUUAUUGUUUACUUAUCCAGCAUUCUAAAAACCUCAAAUCACUUUCUAAAACUUAACUUUAUAAACUUUAUAUUUUGCCAUAUAAACUAUAACACAAACUGAAGAAUUGUUAAAAUCUAUCUAAAUAAAGCUGUUUGCCAAA